This is a messenger RNA of Hemibagrus wyckioides, 6429 nucleotides long. Its product is annotated as polycystin-1-like protein 1. Lineage: Eukaryota; Metazoa; Chordata; Actinopteri; Siluriformes; Bagridae. Gene Ontology annotation, biological process: detection of mechanical stimulus. The transcript has 45 exons. The record is from RefSeq and is a predicted model, not a curated record. Gene Ontology annotation, cellular component: membrane. Gene Ontology annotation, molecular function: calcium channel activity; protein binding. Bases 1 to 6429 code for a protein of 2142 amino acids.
AUGUCCCUUCAGAGGCCUCGUCUGUUGGACGACGUCCCAACUAUUCAGCAUGCGGCUGCUCUGGCUCUUGGAAGGCCUGCCAACUACAACGAUGACCUGUCUGAGGCACCAGGAAAGGGAGACUACUGCUGCCUCAUCCCAGCUGUUUGGAUCUACACUGAGAAACAAGCUUAUGCUACAAGAGAAGAUAUUAAGUUCCUGGCUAUGACUGAAGAUCCUGAUCCACAAGAGUUUCAAUGGUAUUUUGGGGACCAAACAGCAGUUAGGACUCCAUCUAGGACAUUUGUUAAGAAUUACCUCCAUCCAGACAGGUAUAACAUUACAGUCAGCGUCUCCAGCAGCCACGGCUCUGUUAGCUCAGAUGUGUAUACUGUAGUGAUUCAAAGAGCUGUGCAUCUUAACAGACUGCUGUACACUCGCUCAGUGCUGCUGAACACAUCAGUGCCUUUUAGCUGCAGGAUCAACGCUGGAACAGAUGUCACUUAUCUCUGGGAUUUUGGAGAUGGAACAAGAAGAGUUGGAAAGGACACUGAACAUCAUGUGUUUAAAAGUACAGGGGAGUUCAUAGUAGAAGUGAUCGUCUCCAACCUAGUGAGCUCUACCUCUUUAAAAGGACAUAUGUUUGUCAUCCUUGAGCCAUGCCAACCUCCAUCUGUGAAGAACAUGGGACCCAGCAAGAUCCAGGUGUGGCGUUACCAGCCUGUGUGGCUUGGUGUGACGUAUGAAGAGCAGAUCCAGUGCAAUAUCUCCAAAGGUCUCCACUACAGCUGGACUCUGUAUGGACCGACUGGACUGCAACUCUCUAUCACAGGCAUCAAAACAAACCAACAACAUCUGGAGCUUCCAGGGUACCUCCUUCAUUAUGGCACAUAUAGAGCUGCAGCUAAGGUUCAGGUUGUAGGCAGCAUAGUUUACAGCACCUACUCUGUACUGCUUGAGGUGAUGCCGAGCGCACCUGUGAGCAUCAUCGGUGGAGGAACAAAUGUGUGUAUUAAUCGUCACAACAGCAACUCAAACAUCACUGUGGAUGGAUAUAGGUCAUAUGACCCAGAUUUUCCUGAGACCAUUAUGAGUUACAGGUGGAAGUGCAAGCCAGUAAACACGGCUGAGACCUCCUGCUUCUCUAAGCAGGUUCAGACUUCCUCUGCAUUGCUGACGUUUCCUGCAACAUCUCUGAAUUCUAACUGUGACCUGUUCAAGUUGACACUUACUGUUCAAAGCGGAAAUCGAUCCUCUUCCUCCGAGAUGUUCAUCACCAUGACAUCCAAACCAACCAGCAUUAUUCAUGUAUCUUGCAAAGAGUGCAGAGGAAAUUCUGUCAACUGGAGCGAAAAAUUUUCAGUCACAACUGCAUGUAAACGCUGUCCUAUAAAUAUCACCUACUCCUGGAAGCUAUAUUUAGUAAACGCAUCUAGCAAAAGCAUACCAGAUGUGCCUUUCUGUGGCAGUUUGGACAUAAGCUUACCUUCUAAACUGGAGGAGGAUGAAAGCUUCUUUCAGCAGCCUGCCACGUCUGUGCCUCUGUCCAUCCUAAAUCACUAUGAAACAUCCAGCAGUGAUGACAUUAAGAUCACAGAUGACAGUGUUGUCAGAUGGCCCAGGCGGAGGAGUUCAAUGGAGCAGAAGAAUCCAUCCCUUUUAGUCCUGCUGUCUGAGAGUGCAUCAGCUGAAAUGGGUUCAGGUGAUAUCAAUGACAUGGAUUUUGCUCCGUUCCAUUUUCCAACCGAAAAUAAAAACAUGAGCGAGAAGGAUUUUGUAGCUGAAUAUCCUGAAGAGCAUGGAUAUCUAGACUAUGAAGAUUUUUAUUCUGGGAUAGAGGAAGCAGACUCAGGGGUUUCAAUAGGCCGACCAAAUGGACCCCACAAUUUAGACAAUUCGCAUUCAAGCGAAUAUGAUGGUGAUAACCUGGUAGGUCCUGGUAGCCUCAACCGUGUGGUGUCUGAGAAAACCCUGCUGGAUCUUCACAGAGAGCUCAUCCAGCCUGCACUCUUUGAGUCCUUCACAUCCACAGGAAUAUCCUCUCCUGUUAUCACAUUUAAACCCAUGAUGCUAACGCCGAAAAGUCUUUACAUGCUGGAAGUCUCUGCAAGUUCUGAGCAGGUUCUGCAGGGAAAGACCCAGCUGUUCUUCUCCACACACCCUGCUCCAGAGGGGAUGAUGUGCUAUGUGCAGCCCAGCUCAGGUUUUGAGCUCCACACACAAUUCAGCAUCUUCUGCAGUUCAGGAAAAGAGGAUCUCUUGUAUGAAUACAGCUUUAGUGUGGGAAACUCAACAAAGAAACUUGUUUAUCAGGGCAGAGAUUAUCAACACUAUUUUUAUCUUCCAUCAGGAGAUCCAUAUGAUGAUUACAAAGUCACCAUCUACAUUAAAGUUGGAAACAGAUUUGGAGCAUCUACCAAGCCAUGUCCUGUGAACGUCAAAGUUUGGCCGAGUUUUAAGAGAGAUUCAAUGCCUCUUUCCAAUCCAGAUGAGAAAUUGUUUGUGUAUGGUCUGAGGAAUCUAACCACUCUAAUACAGAUGGAGAACCCCCAAGACAUUAUGAAUUACAUCUUUCUCCUGACUUCCACAUUGAACCGUUUGAGUUUAGACCCAGAAUCUUGCGUGAAACUACAGACACAAACACGAGCCGCUCUCAUUUCAGUGAUUUGUCAACUGGAUGCCACAAACCAGGAACUGCUGUUUGAUAUCCUUCACACUCUUGUAGAUCUUAUGAAAGUUUCCAAUCAAGUGACGUUUGACAGUGCAGUACUGGUGACAAAAUAUAUUCAAAAUCUAUCCUCCUUUCGUGAGUCCAACUUAUUGGAUGUGUGGGUGGUGAAGGCUGUCAUACACAUCCUCUCAUAUAUUCUGAAAGCUCAGAUUCCUUCUUCCAGGUUAACACUUGAUGUUCUUUACAUCACUACUGAAUCAGUGUUGAUAUACUUGCUGUCCAGGAGAGAGCCUCAGUUCAGUCUGAAUACCACGUUCGUGAAUGGACAUGUUGCUGACAUGAAACUCUUCAACUGCAGCACCAGAAGAGAAAUCAAAAUGAGACACUUGUCCACUCGACUCAUCAUUGAGUUCCAGAAGCGAGAAAAGAGCACAGGGGUGAAGUUCACACUCUCACGCUCUGAAGUGAACACUCAUCAGUUCAACAUCACAGCUGAACUUCUGAAAAAGGCUGUGCAGAUUAUAGUGAAGUUCAGAAGACCAUCAAGAUGCGCUUUCCCCAUCUUGCUGCUCUUCAGAAUGCACCAAAGACCAACGCCUUCUUUGUACAAUGUACAUAAGGUCUACCAUUGGAAAGGACAAGUGGCGCAGAUCUUUCUACCUGCUUCAUCAUUGAAAGAUGCUGGGAUCGCGUACCUGAUGCUCCUCAAUGCAGACUAUGAUAAAAGAGCUAAAAAUAAGUACAUAGCAGAUGAAGUGGACUAUACGCUAAGUGUUGAUUCCACUCAAUGCUUAGUUUGGGAUGGUGUAAAAGAUUGGAAAUCUGAUGGAUGUUCUGUGCUCCCAAGCUUCACCUCAACCAAAGUCAACUGCAGUUGCAACCAGCUCUCAUCAUUCACUGUUGCACAUCAGAUGAUCCAAAGCAUUCACAGUAUUUCAGACAUCACUGAAUACAUAAGCAUCCAUGCCAACCCGGUGGUGUUUAUUGUAAUGGUGGCAGUAAUGGCUCUCUACGCUGUGCUGUUGGUGUUUUGUAAUCAUGCUGAUAUUCAAGUGGAAAAGAAUUUGGGAACAUUCCUCCUGCCAGACAACAGUCCUACAGACCAGUUCCUCUAUGCUGUUACUAUCGACACAGGCCUUAGAUCAAGGGCCAGAAUGACAGCAAAGGUUUAUAUAGUUCUGUAUGGUGAGAAAGGAGUAUCUCAAACGAGAGAGCUCAGCAAUCCUGACCACACACUCUUCACCCGCAAUUCCAGGACAACGUUUAUUCUGAGCUCAGCCCAGAGUCUGGGCCAAGUAUGGCAGGUGUGUGUGUGGCACGAUGGUGGAGGUAUGUCUCCCAGCUGGUUCCUGAAACAUGUGAUGGUGAAAGACAUAGAAGAUGGAUCAACUUGGACCUUUCUGGCGCAGUGCUGGUUGGCAGUGGAUGAAGGAGAUGGACGAGUGGAGCGAAAGCUGCUUGCUUUAGACAGACAGCUAACAUUCAGAGAGCUGCUGUGUCUAAAUCUUACUGAUUACUUAGAGGACUUGCACCCAUGGCUGUCUGUUUACAGUCGUCCAUCUUACAGCACGCAUACACACACUCAGCGCUUGAGUGUAUGUCUCCUGCUGCUGCAGGCUUACAUGUGUGCUAACUGCAUAUUCAUAUUCUUUCAAGAAGACCAGUACUGGUUGGAGUCAGGUCUGAUUGGUGUUUCACUGCUCUCAGUGUGGACAGGACUGUGUGCUCUUACUCUGCUGCCUUUAGGCUCUCUUAUGUCCUUCCUCUUCCGCAUCAGCAAGACAAACAAAUAUGGCAGCCAUUCAGGGGAUCAGUAUAAAGUCCGAAUGCCUUACAUCUUCUCUGUAGAUGAUGCAUUUCUGUUGAGGGAUGAUGUGUCUGAGCUGAACGAUUCAUGGAGCACAGUUUCACCAUGGAGGAAUAAAUGUCAGGUCUUAAAGGCAGGUGAUUUGGAGUCUAUGUCCUGCGUGAAACUGACAGAAAGCUCUGCACUGCAGAAAUCCACUGACUCAGUCUCUUGCAUUGAAAUUAUUGAAGAAAAUAUUCCAGAUGACAAUGACAAAUUACAAAGCAAACGCUUCAAAAACACAGAAUUCAACCUCCAGACUAGCUCUUUUAAAGUAAAUGGAUUCUCAAACAGUGUUUCUAGAAGAAGCAGAACUCUGCAAGCUUGGUGCUACUAUGGGACGUGGGCUUUGUGGCUGUUUUUGUCCAUCACUUGUGUAAUCAUUACUGGAAUUCUGGGGCUAAAAUUUAGCUCUACAAAGUGUCUCCUGUGGAUUCACUCAGUAUUUUUCUCUUGGCUUUUCUGUGCUUUCGCAGCACACCCAGCACUGAUAUUUAUUGUUGCGGCAUGUGAAACUCUACGAAAACGAGAUCAAGGCUAUUUGUGCCAAAUCUCAGCUGUUGAGGAGCCAGUCAUAGAGCUGCUAAAAAAUAACAGACAAAAUGGAGCCUCUGUCAAGAAGCAGCCUUUAUCCAGCUCAUAUCGUCACACAGAGGAGAUCAGUAUGAAUUUUGAAAAGGUGCUGGCAGCCCGUCAGAGAGCUAGAUACCUGCGGCUCGCACGUCCACCUACUUCCACUGAGCUUCAAAGUGUGAGGAGCCAAAUUAAAAAAACGACACAUCUUCAGAAAACAAUAAGAGAACUGGUGUUAUAUGUCAUCGCCUCAUGUGUAGUUGGCGUGGUGGCUUAUGGAAAAUCCUCCACUGAUAAAUUUUAUCUGAAUCAGGCAGUCAGAGCUCAUUUUACUGGAUCGGAAGCAUCCAGCAGGCUUAAGACACUGUGGACUUCAGGCUGGAUGCACAGCUCCACCCAUGCCAUAAAGCUGCAGUUUACUUUAUACAGCCCUGUUUAUAACCUCUUUACCACCGUCACCAUGCUUGGAGAAAUGUCAUUCAUGGGAGCUGUUCUAUCCUCAGUCUUCAUUUCCUCUACCAGACUUCAUCACUCUGCCUGUGCCCUUGAUUACUGCACUACAGCUGGAGAGGUGAUUGUAGUCCUGCUCAGUCUCCUGUGCUUCGUCUGUUCAGCACAUCAUUUCACACUGAUCACAGACACAAUGGAACACCUGCGGAGAGAGAAUUUCAAGACCUUUGUCGACUUAAGUCCUGCAUCGUCUUGGGAAGAGUGCACUCAUUCACUUUAUGGGCUCCUUCUGUUCAUUCUUCUGAUUAAAUGUUGCUCAUUGCUACACCUAAAUGAAGCCAUGGCCACAGCUGUAUCUACAGUGAUAGUAGUCUUCUCCAGCCUGCUUUGUCCUGUGAUAACUGGUGUGAUCCUUAUUUUUGCUUUCUCUUCCAUGGGGAUCCUGGAUAACUUCCCAAAAUCAGUUUAUUCUCUUAUCACACCUCGGUUUGGCAUCAGAAAGCUUGGAGAUUCGCAUAAAAAUCAAGCUUCUUGGUUGCUUUGCUGCUACUGGGGCCUAAUCUGCAUCGUGUCUUUUGCAGUGAAAGCAAUGGUAACGGGUGUACUCAGUUCCGUUGUAAAAAGAGCUAAAUCUAAGAGGAAAAAACAUCAUCUAUCUGUCUCUGACCUCUGCACUUAUAUCCGAGAUGAGGCUCUGGCACUUGUUGGAAAAGGCAGGCAGAAGUGGCCUGUUUAUCCUAAGAGUAAUAAUUUUGUCCUGGAAGAGUUUGAGGAUCUCGUUGAUGAGCUCCUGCUCAAGCUUAAUGUCAUUUCCAGUAGUGAUGAAGAGCAGGACAACUAUGAGGACCAGAGUCCUCUCCAAUCAGCAUAUGACUACAGCUCAGAGCUACAUCUGCUUUACAGAUUCUAA